CCCUCAAUCGUUAAAAAUAACGAUAUGAAUAUGAUGUAUACGACGGACAAAAUGAUGAGCAGUAAGGGCUUACAUGGAACGCCAAUAUCAGCACCGAGUUGCUUUCCUUCAGGCAGGUAUUCACCGCCUCCGUAUCGUGCAGCUUCCGAUCCUAUGGUGCCACCUCCACGACGUUGUAUGCCCAAUCCUACGAGUCGAAUACUGGAAGAUGCAUCAAUCAUGUGUAAUUCUUGGUCACCGAGGCAUAAUGGGGACAUAUUUGGUGGACUGAACAGUGGCUUGCAGGAUGGAUUAUUAUCGAGAGCUGAAGCGUUAGCUGCUGAUCUUGGCAAACAUAACGGUGGCACGUCGAUGCCCUUGAAGCAUGACCCUGUCUCAGUCUAUCACCAUGGGACUCACAUGCCCGGUCCCCAUCCGAACAAUCGACCACACCAUCAGGUACAGACUUAUUAGUAUAUAUAUAUAUAUAUGAGCCAUCCUAGUAUGGACUCCCUCGACAUGAUGGACCCUGCUAAUUCAAUGACAACUCUCACACCUAUGUCUGAGGGUGCUACUGGGGGCAGUGGAGGAAGUGGAGGUGGAAAUAAUCCUGGGCACCACGGUAGCAUCCACGGGCCCUCUGUGUACGGGAGUAUGAAUGGUAUGAUGAGCCAUCACCAUCAUCACGGUCAAAUUGGUGGUAGUGUGCCUCAUCCUCACCAUCAUCCUGCAAUGGCAGCUGCAGCAGCAGCAGCUGCUGCAGCUGGACUUCAUCCUGACGCAGAUACUGAUCCACGAGAACUUGAAGCUUUCGCCGAGCGAUUUAAACAGCGACGUAUCAAACUUGGUGUCACGCAGGCCGAUGUCGGCAAAGCAUUGGCCAAUCUUAAAUUACCGGGAGUUGGUGCUCUGUCGCAAUCGACAAUAUGUCGUUUUGAAUCGUUGACAUUAUCCCACAAUAACAUGAUAGCUUUAAAACCGAUAUUGCAGGCAUGGCUUGAAGAAGCUGAAGCCCAAGCUAAGAAUAAGAGAAGAGAUCCAGACGCGCCUUCCGUUUUACCGGCCGGAGAGAAAAAACGCAAACGUACCAGUAUUGCAGCUCCUGAAAAGAGGUCUUUGGAGGCUUAUUUUGCUGUACAGCCAAGACCAUCGGGAGAGAAGAUUGCUGCGAUCGCGGAAAAGCUUGAUUUAAAGAAAAAUGUGGUGAGGGUCUGGUUCUGUAAUCAACGUCAAAAGCAGAAGCGUAUGAAAUUCGCUGCUCAACAUUGACCCGAGGCUAGCUUGUGACAGCAAAACUGACUGUACCAGCCGCCAAGCCUCGAACCCAAGCCUGAGCCACUCAACGAAUAUCAGGGCUGGCCCUGAAUUUGUUGAUGGUAAUUAAGCUUUCACAAAAUACGUCAUUUU
This is a messenger RNA of Ceratosolen solmsi marchali, 1386 nucleotides long. RefSeq names its product abnormal chemosensory protein 6 (gene acj6). The transcript is spliced from 4 exons. Gene Ontology annotation, molecular function: DNA-binding transcription factor activity, RNA polymerase II-specific; RNA polymerase II cis-regulatory region sequence-specific DNA binding. Lineage: Eukaryota; Metazoa; Arthropoda; Insecta; Hymenoptera; Agaonidae. The record is from RefSeq and is a predicted model, not a curated record. Gene Ontology annotation, biological process: regulation of transcription by RNA polymerase II.